AUGGGUGGGGAAGUUCCCUUUCGCCCCGCUGCCCCAGCUCUACCCCGGCUAGCUGAGCGCCCGGUCGGUCAGCGCAUCCACAGCAUCUACACCGAUCGGCUGAAACAAUUCACUUCAAACGGCCAGUAUGAAGGCCAAAACCUCAUAUCAAAGUACUGGGAAGCCACAAAUUCCGACGAACACCAUGUCAAGCUCUCUGUUUACUCGGUCCCAGACCUCCAGCGACCGACCUUCGAGGACGCAACUUCCCAAGAGUUCAGGCCAACCCACAUUGGCGCUUCCUUCGGCCCGAGCUGGUCUACACAUUGGUUCCGCAUUCACCUUACUGUCCCACAGGAUAUGCUUGAUCGGGAGCAUUUGGAGUUCCACUGGGAUGCUCAUAAUGAGGGUCUGAUCUGGACAGAGGAUGGCCACCCGCUGCAGGGUUUGACGGGCAAUGGAGAGCGGACUGAGUUUAUUCUUCCCAAGGAGUGGUGCGAUGGAAAGACUCACACGUUUUACAUUGAGAUGGCUUGCAAUGGCAUGUUUGGCAAUGCUCCAGGUGGCGAUUCGAUUCAGCCGCCGAACCCUGACAAGUAUUUUACACUCAGCACGGCUCGUAUCACAGCGGUGAAUCUGGCUGCUCGAGCCUUAUACUAUGAUUUCUGGAUCAUUGGGGAUGCCGCGCGGGAAUUUCCCGGUGACUCUUGGGAGUCGCAUGAGGCAAACGUGGUGGCCAAUUCUAUUAUCGAUGCUUUCAUCGCUGGCGAUGGAAGCAACGAGGCUAUUGAGAAAGGAAGGAAGAUUGCUCAGAAAUAUCUUGGUGACAAGGUUGAUUCGUCUGAGGUCUAUAAAACGGACACUCAGCCGAUCGUUUAUGCAAUCGGCCAUUGCCAUAUCGAUACCUGCUGGCUGUGGCCCUGGGCAGAGACCAAGCGUAAGGUCGCACGCUCAUGGUCAAACCAAUGUGAUCUGAUGGAAAGGUAUCCGGAACAUAGGUUUGCCUGCUCUCAAGCGCAACAGUUCAAAUGGCUAAAGCAGUAUUACCCAACGGUUUUUGAGCGCGUGAAGAAGUGGGUGAAGAAGGGUAACUUCCAGCCAAUUGGUGGCAGCUGGGUUGAGCACGAUACCAACAUGCCAAGCGGCGAAUCGCUGGUUCGGCAGUUCCUGUACGGACAGAGAUUCUUUGAAGCCAACUUUGGCAAGCGAGCCACAACAUUCUGGCUACCGGACACCUUCGGUUACUCUACUCAAAUCCCUCAGAUCUGCCGUCUGGCUGGCAUGAGCCGCUUCUUUACUCAAAAGCUCAGCUGGAACAACAUCAAUAACUUUCCCCACACGACUUUCCAAUGGGUUGCCUUAGAUGGUAGCCAGGUGUUGUGCCACAUGGCCCCGGCAGAGACCUAUACGGCUGAGGCCCAUUUCGGUGAUGUGAAGCGCAGUGUCACUCAGCACAAGUCAAUGGACACGGAUAAGACAUCUUUACUUGUUUUCGGAAAGGGUGAUGGAGGUGGCGGUCCGACUUUCGGACACCUCGAGAAGCUGCGUCGCUGCCGUGGUCUCAGCGACAAAGUUGGCUCACUCCCACGAGUGAAGAUGGGCGAGUCUGUUGAUGAUUUCUUCGCCGGGCUCGAGACCAAGGCUGCCAAUGGAACGGACUUUGCUACAUGGUAUGGAGAGCUUUACUUCGAGUUGCACCGUGGUACAUAUACAACCCAGGCGAACAACAAGCGCAAUAACCGGAAAUCGGAGUUCCUUCUGCGCGAAAUCGAGCUUCUUGCAACUUUGGCCACUGUCCAUGAUUCUGGUAAUGGGUACAAAUAUCCCAAAAAGGAGAUUGACGAGAUGUGGGAAGGAACCCUUCUUUGCCAGUUCCAUGACUGCUUGCCUGGCAGCUCGAUCGAGAUGUGCUAUGAUGAUUCUGAUGAAUUGUAUGCUAAGAUCUUUGAGAUUGGCACAAAGCUGCGAAAGGAUGCUCUUGAGGCACUGGGUGUUAUUGGGAAGUCUAACGGACGAGAUCUGGUGGCUCUGAACACUUUGCCAUGGCCUCGAACGGAAGUUGUCAAGAUCCCUUCCGCGCUGUCAACGACAACUGAGCCUGAGUACGCCGUAGCUUCCGGGUCUACUGGACCCAUUGGUUUCAACCAGGACAACUUAUCGGGCAUGACGGUUACUGUGAAGGAAAUCCAGCCUGGUGUCUUCCGCCUGCAGAACGACAACCUCAAAGUCGAUGUCAAGGAUGGUGUCAUCACCUCCCUCUACGAUAUUGAGGCCGACAGGGAAGUCGUCGCGAAGGGCGGCAAUGCUGGCCAACUAGUAAUCUUUGACGACAAGCCUCUCUACUGGCAAGCCUGGGAUGUUGAGGUAUUCCACCUCGAGUCCCGCAAGGAACUACCCUCUGGAAAGACCGCCAUUGUUGAAAAUAGCCCGCACCGGGUCAGUGUUAUGACGGAGACGAAGAUCAGCGACAAGAGCUGGAUCAAGACAACCAUCAGUCUUUCGCGAUCGUCGACAGACGCACCAUCCUACGUGGAGAUGGAAAGCGAGGUAGAAUGGCAAGAGACCAUGAAAUUCCUCAAGGUCGAGUUCCCCGUAGAUAUCACCAACACGGAGGCAUCCUACGAGACUCAAUACGGAAUCAUCAAACGCCCAACUCAUUACAACACAAGCUGGGACAUGGCCAAAUUCGAAGUCUGCUGCCACAAAUGGGCAGAUCUCUCCGAAAAUGGCUACGGAGUCUCCAUUCUAAACGACUCAAAGUAUGGCUUCGCAACCUGCGGUAACCUAAUGCGCCUGUCCCUACUUAGAGCCCCCAAAGCACCAGACGCACACGCCGACAUGGGCCGCCACAACAUCCGCUACGCAAUCCUCCCACACGCUGGUCCGCUAGACGAUCGUACCGUCCGCGCAGGCUUCAAUUUCAAUAACCCACUCGUUGUUGAGCAAGCCGGGCCCAGGGCAUCAGCAGCCGCGGAGAUCUUCAAGGCUGUUUCUAUCGAAGGUGCGCCAUCUUUGAUUUUGGAUGUUGUUAAGCGUGGUGAGGAUGAUGAGGAUGUUGCGUCGGACGGUGUUCCCACGCGUCCUGGGAAGAGUGUUAUUCUCAGGGUUUAUGAGUCGCUUGGUGGUAAGGCGAGAGGAUCAAUUGUUACGACUUUGCCUGUUAAGAAGGUUUGGAAAUGCAAUGUUCUCGAGGAUGACGAGGAGCUUUUGGAGCCGAAGAGGACUCAGGAUCGAACUGGUGCUGUUGAUAUUGAGUUGAGGGCUUUCGAGGUUGCUACGUUUAGAUUGCAGCUUUGA
Molecule: messenger RNA, 3276 nt
Organism: Penicillium nucicola
Lineage: Eukaryota; Fungi; Ascomycota; Eurotiomycetes; Eurotiales; Aspergillaceae
Gene: ams1
Product: alpha-mannosidase
Exons: 2
Coding region: 1-3276 (1091 amino acids)
Biological process (GO): mannose metabolic process; oligosaccharide catabolic process
Cellular component (GO): fungal-type vacuole membrane
Molecular function (GO): alpha-mannosidase activity; carbohydrate binding
Source: RefSeq, a predicted model, not a curated record